AUGGCAGACUCCGGGGUCGCAGUUCCCGCUGACAAGAAGGCUCCCCCCAAGUUCAAGCAGAGGGCCAUGCGCACAUUCAAGAGCAAGGCCCCCAAACCAGGCCAGAAGGGAUUCGGAGACGACAUCCCCGGCAUGGAGGGCCUGGGCACUGACAUCACAGUGGUCUGCCCAUGGGAGGCUUUCGGAGACAUGGAGCUGAGUGACCUGGCCAAAUACGGAAUCGUCUAGAACCUUU
Messenger RNA from Boleophthalmus pectinirostris (great blue-spotted mudskipper), 235 nucleotides. RefSeq names its product retinal cone rhodopsin-sensitive cGMP 3',5'-cyclic phosphodiesterase subunit gamma-like. The transcript has 2 exons. Lineage: Eukaryota; Metazoa; Chordata; Actinopteri; Gobiiformes; Gobiidae. The record is from RefSeq and is a predicted model, not a curated record. Gene Ontology annotation, biological process: positive regulation of G protein-coupled receptor signaling pathway; positive regulation of epidermal growth factor receptor signaling pathway; visual perception. Gene Ontology annotation, cellular component: photoreceptor outer segment membrane. Bases 1 to 228 code for a protein of 75 amino acids. Gene Ontology annotation, molecular function: 3',5'-cyclic-nucleotide phosphodiesterase activity; cGMP binding.